AUGAACCCCAGACGAAGAGCUGGCGCUGCGGGCUCCCUGGACUCGACACCUCACAGCUCGAAGAGGCGAAAGGUAUCUGAUGGUCAUGCCACAGAGACAGAAACACCCCAAGCCACGACAGAGGUCGGAUUAAGGCUGCUAGCGCAUAUUAAACAGUCCACGGACAAGAAGUACAAGCUGAAUUAUUGCCAAACUUUCUGUAACAUUGUGACUGACCCCUCGUUGCAUCAGCGGACGACUCAUUGCGACCAAUUUUCUCCAUCUACCAGAUCGAAUUAUUAUAGAGCAAUCGCGCUCCCGAUAGCUAUAGAUACGGUUGAAAAUAAGUUGAACAACUAUGAGUAUCCUACUGUUACAGCUCUUGAGAGUGAUCUCAAACGCAUGGUCAGCAAUGCCAAAUUCUACAACGACAAGUCCUCACUCAUCUUCGCUGAUGCGGAGCGGAUCCGAAAAAUCCUUUCAAAUAACAUGCCGAAGAUCAACCCCGCCUACAAGAAUCCUAAAUACGUCGCAUUUCCCACCCCUCUUCCAAACAAACUACCAGAGAACCCCAGUCAUGAAGGAGUAGACAGGCGCGAUCAUCAAGAUAUGGAGGGAGAGACCGUUCUAUCAGCGCCACGAGAUUCACAUUCAACGCCUCCGGCGGAAAAUAAUGUCCAGCCAGAAAGCAGUUUCGAAGGCGAUAGUCUCCAGGAGGCCCAAGACAGGAUAAUAACAGAAUUACUUCACCUGAAAGAUUCGCAGGGAAGAUAUGUAGCAACUCCGUUCAUCAACAAACCGGAUCGUAACUUGUAUAAGGAGUACUACGACAUCAUCAAGCACCCAGUCUCCUUGCGGAGCAUUCAGAAACAAGUCCGUGGGAUGGAUGGGAGGAAACCAUUUUCCAAAACAACUGCUUUUCCGACCUGGCAGUCGUUUGAGGACGAAGUUGAGUUUGUUUGGCGCAAUGCGCGAGAGUUUAACGAAGAUGAUAGCGAAAUAGUUGUUUUCGCUGGUGUACUAGAGGCAAGUGAUUGUAAAAAUCAGACAAAUAGAGACGGUGCAGUUCCACGUAUUAGACUGAAGAUGGGUGCUAGUAAAACUCCUGAGUCAUCCUCCCAGAGAUUGACACUAAGACUGCCUGGCCAAAGACCAAGCGCGGCUUUAAUUGAAGACAGCCCGCAGCCGGGAGUAUCUGUUGAUAACGAAGCUUUGAAAAGAGAGCAAGAACUCGUCAGGGCAGGCUCGAAUGGGCAAGAAGAUCAUACUCGCACAACACCUCCAGUUACGAGAAGUCUGCGAAAGUCGGCGGCAAGUCCGAUAUCGAAUUCUGAGAAGGGGGCGGCGUCGAUUCAACGGGGUGUCUCUGCCUCGUCAUCUUCUCGGUCCACUGUUGCAACCUUUGAUAAUGAAACUCAAGCUUUGCCCUCCGCUAGCUUGGGUCUUGUUUCCUCUCGCGAGUCUAGCCAUGAGUCUGUCAACCCUGCUUCUACAUCUCCUAACCGAACUCCCGUGUCAUCCGCAAUGGGAACCGCUAUACCACCUCCUGCGAUUGACAUUUCAGGUGAUCAAAGUACUAGCCCGUGGCUACCAUCCAAUCCGGCAGGUCAAGUUGUGGAUGCUCAUUCAGUGCUGCACAUUUCGCCUCUGGAUUCUAUUGUGAGGCCACCUGGUCAAGAUGCCACCCACGCUCUGAUUUCUAAUGUGACCGUGUGUACACGUCCGAACUUGGACCUUCGAAGUAGAUUUUGUCUAAGUAUACCAGCCUCUCCUACAAAUCGUCAGGAGUCUUUGGUUAUAAACCUUCCUGCGUCUCACAAUUUUGUCUCCCUCCGCCUCCAAGUUGCCGCAAGCACACCUCAGAGACAAACAAAGCUUGUGGCUCUUAUCGGUACGCAUAAUAUCCAUGUCGCCCCGCAGCCCAAUUCCAGCGCGACAGAACCGGUAUACGACGUACGACUCACACCUGGUGUAACCAAGGUGGACUUUCAAAUGGUCGCUGUUCAUUCUCGCAACUCCUCAAAUUUUGGACCUUUCGAGGUGGAGAAGGAAUAUGAGCGUCUUACGCUCUUUUUCAAUCUCUUACGGUAG
This is a messenger RNA of Rasamsonia emersonii CBS 393.64, 2070 nucleotides long. RefSeq names its product Polybromo-1. Gene Ontology annotation, cellular component: RSC-type complex. The transcript is spliced from 7 exons. The coding region runs from base 1 to 2070 and encodes 689 amino acids. Lineage: Eukaryota; Fungi; Ascomycota; Eurotiomycetes; Eurotiales; Trichocomaceae. Gene Ontology annotation, biological process: chromatin remodeling. Gene Ontology annotation, molecular function: protein binding. The record is from RefSeq and is a predicted model, not a curated record.